UUGUGAAGUUUCAUGUGCUGGUAGCUCAGUGUCCUCUCCAUCUUCACGCCGUCUGCAGCUUUGGACGAGUUGCCGUCUCUUCCCUCCCCUCACCUGUCAGGAUGUUCAUGCACUGGGAGGUUUUUUAUUACAUUUUCAUUCUCCUGACUCACAUGAGGUCCACCUGCUGCUGGUCAGUGAAUAAUUUCUUGAUGACUGGACCCAAGGCAUACCUGAUCUACUCAAGCAGCGUGGCAGCAGGAGCUCAGAGUGGCAUAGAGGAGUGCAAAUACCAGUUUGCAUGGGACCGCUGGAACUGCCCCGAGCGAGCUCUGCAGCUAUCCACGCACAGCAGCCUGCGCAGUGCAAAUCGAGAGACAGCGUUUGUCCACGCCAUCAGCUCGGCUGGCGUUAUGUACACCCUAACCCGGAACUGCAGCCUUGGAGACUUUGAUAACUGCGGCUGUGAUGACAGCAGAAAUGGACAACGAGGUGGUCACGGGUGGCUCUGGGGUGGCUGCAGUGACAAUGUUGGCUUUGGUGAGGCCAUCUCCAAACAGUUUGUUGAUGCCUUAGAGACUGGACAGGAUGCACGGGCAGCCAUGAAUCUCCAUAACAAUGAGGCUGGGCGCAAGGCUGUGAAGGGAACCAUGCAGAGGACAUGCAAGUGCCAUGGCGUGUCAGGAAGCUGCACAACUCAGACCUGCUGGCUGCAGCUGCCAGAGUUCAGAGAGGUGGGGAACUACUUGAAGGAGAAGUACCACAGGGCGCUGAAAGUAGACCUUCUGAGAGGAGCGGGGAACAGCGCGGCCAGCAAGGGGGCCAUCGCCGAGACCUUUAGUUCCAUCUCCCGUAAGGAGCUGGUCCACCUCGAGGACUCUCCUGAUUACUGCCUGGAAAAUCGCACUCUGGGUUUGCCUGGCACUGAGGGCCGCGAGUGCCUAAAGAAAGGCAAGAACUUGAGCAAAUGGGAGAAGCGAAGCUGCAAGAGACUAUGUGGGGAGUGCGGCCUGGCUGUGGAGGAGCGUAAGGCUGAGAUGGUGUCGAGCUGUAAUUGUAAAUUUCACUGGUGCUGUGCAGUAAAGUGUGAGCAGUGCAGAAAGACGGUGACCAAGUACUUUUGUGUGAAAAAAGGAGGUCAGAGGGGAAGAAGCGAGAGCGCCGGUAGCCGCAGGAAGAACCUCAGACUGAGGAAGAAGCACUGAGGAUCUUAAUGAUUUCUUGCAGCUCCCCGGCAGAUUCUUUUUUAGAUAGUUUGUUUUGGAUAAAAGGACGAUCUCAGACCGUCGUCAGUGUCCACAGUGUUUUAAAAGUAAACACAACGGCCACAAGGUAGAGGAGAUGAGAAGGGUUUUUAACAAAUUUAUAGAUGGUUAGGAAUAAAUGUAUUUAAGAUAUAUUUUUUAUAUUUUUUUACAACAUCUUGAAAAGUCACUUGGCAUUUGAAGAGUUUUUAUCUGCUUUCAAAAUUCUCCACAACUUCAUGUAUUUAUUUUCAUGCAGAUACACAAUCUUGGUGGAUGUGGCUAUUGUG
Neolamprologus brichardi is the source of this 1513-nucleotide messenger RNA. It is a transcript of the gene wnt8b, whose product is annotated as wingless-type MMTV integration site family, member 8b. The record is from RefSeq and is a predicted model, not a curated record. Gene Ontology annotation, cellular component: extracellular region. Gene Ontology annotation, biological process: canonical Wnt signaling pathway; cell fate commitment; neuron differentiation. Gene Ontology annotation, molecular function: frizzled binding; cytokine activity. NCBI's taxonomy places the organism in Eukaryota, Metazoa, Chordata, Actinopteri, Cichliformes, Cichlidae.